Messenger RNA from Cyphomyrmex costatus, 1113 nucleotides. Its product is annotated as putative nuclease HARBI1. NCBI's taxonomy places the organism in Eukaryota, Metazoa, Arthropoda, Insecta, Hymenoptera, Formicidae. The coding region runs from base 1 to 1113 and encodes 370 amino acids. The record is from RefSeq and is a predicted model, not a curated record. The transcript is spliced from 4 exons.
AUGAAUAAUGCAGAAAUUGGCUUUAUUUUAAAUUUUGCUUGGGAUAUAUUUUUUGAUGACACUGAUGACGAAGAUGAAAAUGUCAAAAUUCCAAAAGUUCAUCAAUAUGUAAAAGAAAUUGUCCCUCGUUUCUCCGAUAGAACAUUUAAAACACACUUCCGAAUAACACCGGAUACGUUUGAAGCAUUGCUCACAAAACUUCAUAGCAUUGAAGAUAAUGUAGUUACAGGAUGCAAACCUGUUCCACUUAAAAAACAAUUAAUGAUUACCAUUUGGUAUUUAUCAAAUAUAGAAUCUUUCCAAUCAGUAGCUGAUCGUUUCGAUAUCAGUAAAAGUACUUGUUGGGAUAUACUUUACAGAACAUGUAAAAGUCUCUUAAAAGUUAAUACCAUAUAUAAAAUUAUAUCAUGGCCAAAUAGAGAACGUGCUUCAACAAUAAUGAGACAAUUUCAACAAAUUAAUGGGUUCCCUAGAAUUAUUGGAGCUAUAGACGGAUCGCAUGUCCAAAUAUUAAAACCAAAGAAUCAUCCAAAUUCUUACUGCAACAGAAAAAAUUACCAUUCUGUACUUCUACAAGGAGUCCGCGACAGUAAAAGAUUAUUUUUAGAUGUCUAUGUUGGGGAACCUGGAUCUAUUCACGAUAUGAGAUUAUUUAAAAAGUCUGAUUUAUAUGCAAGGAUAAAAAAUUCUUUAAUUGAAUUUCCUAAUGAUAGUCAUCUAGUGGGAGAUUUAGCCUAUAAGUUAUCUUCAUAUCUUUUAGUAGGUUUUAAAGAUGUUGGUGGAUUAACUGAACGAGAAAAAAAUUUUAAUAAAAAAUUAUCACAAUGUCGUGUGAGAAUAGAAAAUGCUUUUGCAUAUUUAAAAGGGCGAUUUAGACGCUUAAAGUAUCUUGAAACAGUUAGAUUAGAUUUAAUUUGUCUAUUGAUAGUAUCCGCAUGUAUUAUGCACAAUAUCAGUAUUUUAAAUGAAGAUUUACCUGAGGAACUAGUAGACAAUAUGGAGAUAAGGGAUAUAAGAGACCAUGACAAAUUCAUUACAAACAUAAAUGAAGAAGAAGGAAAUAAUGCAAGCAUACUGAAAAGAAGAGAAAUUAUGAAUAUUCUUCCAAUGUAA